Cuscuta campestris is the source of this 1755-nucleotide messenger RNA. The record is from the annotation of a GenBank genome assembly. Lineage: Eukaryota; Viridiplantae; Streptophyta; Magnoliopsida; Solanales; Convolvulaceae.
CAGCCGGAGAUCAAUUUCCCAACUAGGGCUUUGUGAGCAAGAACAAAACCUCAGGGGCCUGACUUCGUUUCCCACCCGCUCAUAAUCCGAUCUUCAAUCCUCCAAUUACAGUUUCGAGCUAGGAGAAACAACCAUGAGCACCGUCGUGAAAGCCGGCGAUCUCUGUAAGCUACGACGCCUACUCCAAUCUCGUCCGUCGUCUAUGGCCGCCCGAGCCAUCUCGACUGCUUCUUCUCCGCUGCUUGGACGAUCAUCUAUCGUCACCAACCGUCUCUCGCCGGCCAAUAGUCUCUCUCCGUUCCUCAACACGGUCACUCGCCAUUUCCACAGUGCUCGGGAUCCUAGUGCCAGGCACGAGAUCGAGCCGCCAAUCAACUUUGGAAUUCAGAUUGUGCCAGAGAAGAAGGCGUUUGUAAUCGAGCGUUUUGGGAAGUACAUGAAGACAUUGACUCCAGGAAUUCACUUGCUAGUUCCAUUCGUAGACAGAAUUGCCUAUGUGCAUUCCCUCAAGGAAGAGGCUAUUCAAAUUCCGGAUCAAUCGGCCAUUACCAAGGACAAUGUCAGCAUCCACAUUGAUGGUGUUCUAUACAUCAAGAUAGUUGAUCCUAAACUUGCUUCCUAUGGAGUUGAUAAUCCAUUGUAUGCCGUGAUUCAACUUGCACAAACAACUAUGCGUAGUGAGCUUGGAAAGAUAACGCUGGACAAGACUUUUGAGGAAAGAGAUACUUUAAAUGAAAAGAUAGUGAUGGCCAUCAACGAAGCAGCCACUGAUUGGGGGUUGAAGUGUCUCCGUUAUGAAAUAAGGGAUAUAUCUCCUCCUCGCGGUGUUAAGGCAGCUAUGGAGAUGCAAGCUGAAGCUGAACGGAAGAAAAGGGCCCAAAUUCUGGAAUCAGAAGGACAAAUGCAAGCAAAUAUUAAUAUUGCUAAUGGAAGGAAAAAUGCUGUUAUCCUUGAAUCAGAAGCUGCAAAAAUGGAUCAGGUUAACAGAGCUCUAGGUGAAGCUGAAGCCAUUUUUGCCCGAGCAGAAGCUACAGCAAAAGGAAUUACAGUGGUUUCUCAAACUCUCAAGGAACACGGCGCUGCUGAGGCAGCAAGUCUCAGAAUUGCUGAACAGUACAUUCAAGCCUUCAGUAACAUUGCGAAGGAGGGCACAACAUUAUUGCUUCCAACGGGUGCUUCUGACCCAGCCUCCAUGAUUUCUCAAGCUCUAUCCAUCUACAAAGGAAUGAAUGCCAACAAUUCUAGCAGCAGCCGGCCCACUGAGCUCUCGCCUAACAAAGCCGAGAAGAGUUCCUCAACUGGAAUUUCAGAUGGUCAGUGGUCUAGUGCUUGCAGUAAACCAAGCAAUGCAGAUGGAGCUAGCGGCGCAGGUUUCUCACUGAGACUUCGCAACCACAAAGAGGAGUAAGUGGAUGCCAAACCAUUUUGGCGAAAUGUGUAGACCGGCAGGCACUGUUUUCUCUUUUGUAGUGGUGAAACUAUUUUGAGGGAUCACAUGAAAAUUCCCUAGGGGCCAUACUGUUUUUAGACACACAAAAAAACAUUUGAUCCCGACGGAGUUCCAAUUGUUUGAUAUCCGAAGGGUGUUUUCCUUGGAACUUAAAGAAUAUGGCAUUUCUUUCCUUACACAGAUGUGACCUUAAGUUUCAAUGGCACUAGUUGCCCCGAGCCCUCGGGUUGUUACUUGUUAAGAGAGUAUUAUUUCAACAAAAAUCCCUUUGAUAGUGUGAUGCCCCAUGAAGACAUUAUGGUAUA